AUCCUGCCGAGAGGAUUUUACAGAGAGAACACCAUGGCAGGACCUUUUCUAUCUCCACUACCAAACGACCUUCUUACAGAGUAUAUGUUUGGACGUCGAAGGCAACGUCGCAAUCGUACCACAUUCACACCACAGCAAUUGCAGGAGCUUGAGACUCUCUUCCAGAAGACACACUACCCGGAUGUCUUUCUCCGUGAGGAAGUAGCUCUCAGGAUUAGUCUCAGCGAAGCUAGAGUACAGGUGUGGUUCCAAAAUCGCCGAGCAAAGUGGAGAAAACAGGCACGUUUACAGCUCCUCCAGGAUGCUUGGCGAAUGCGAUGUCUCAGUUUGGGCACACCUCCAAUGAUGAUCGGACGCCCACCACCUGGAGUUGAGCCCACAGUCCAUGGGAAUCCAGCAGUUCCUGUGGCCUCUAGUCUCCCGGGACCAGUUAAUGAGAAACCCCUUUUGACAUCACCAAAUCCACCACCACCUCCACCCACGAAUGGGGUGAAUGAUCCUGGAUUCACACUCAUGCAUCCCGCCUUCCAACCACCCACUACCAAGUCUUCCUCGCACAUCCCAUCGGAUAUUCCUGCAGCACGAUCAUCUCCUGCAAACUACUCUCCGCAGCAUAGCGGUGAGAAACCAGAAGAAGUCUUCAACAACAACAACAACCCAUCCUUUCCCCAACCACCACCGGAAAAUUCAGAAUCAGACGGAUCCUCUGACUCGGAGGAGAUUGAUUUAACUUCCAACGGUUGUAUUGAUUACUCGAGAAAAUAA
Molecule: messenger RNA, 765 nt
Organism: Lutzomyia longipalpis
Lineage: Eukaryota; Metazoa; Arthropoda; Insecta; Diptera; Psychodidae
Product: retinal homeobox protein Rx
Exons: 3
Coding region: 34-765 (243 amino acids)
Biological process (GO): regulation of transcription by RNA polymerase II
Molecular function (GO): RNA polymerase II transcription regulatory region sequence-specific DNA binding; DNA-binding transcription factor activity, RNA polymerase II-specific
Source: RefSeq, a predicted model, not a curated record